This is a messenger RNA of Schistocerca gregaria, 3967 nucleotides long. It is a transcript of the gene NAT1, whose product is annotated as eukaryotic translation initiation factor 4 gamma 2. Bases 341 to 2617 code for a protein of 758 amino acids. Gene Ontology annotation, molecular function: protein binding; translation initiation factor activity; mRNA binding. Gene Ontology annotation, cellular component: eukaryotic translation initiation factor 4F complex. The transcript has 17 exons. NCBI's taxonomy places the organism in Eukaryota, Metazoa, Arthropoda, Insecta, Orthoptera, Acrididae. The record is from RefSeq and is a predicted model, not a curated record.
AUUUAUUGUCCGGGGGGCUAACAAACAAGCAACAACGGACGGCCCUAGAGGACCGGGGGGUGCUUCUCGUGUCUCAGGAGGAAGGGACGAUUCUCGCACCCACUCCGUAAAUCGGCGCUGGAUCCCUCCUUCAGCUGUAAGACGAGAUGCAUUCACCUCAGAAGGCAAUGAAGAUUUGGUUUUUCGAAAGGUGCGGGGGAUCCUCAAUAAACUUACCCCAGAAAAAUUCCAGAAGCUGAGUGAUGACCUGCUCCGUACAGACCUCAAAUCCCCAAAGAUUCUUACAGGAGUUAUAUUACUGAUAUUCGAAAAGGCACUCGAUGAGCCGAAGUACAGUUCUAUGUAUGCACUGUUGUGCAAGAAAUUGUCAGAGGAAGCACCAAAUCUUGAACCACCACCUGGGCCUUGUACAUUCCGUCGGCUGCUGCUCAGCAAGUGUCGCGCUGAAUUUGAAAACCGAUCAAGAGCAACUGAAGAAUUUGAAGGGCACAAUGGACCGUUGGGGGCUGAAGAAGAGGAAAGGCGGCAGUUCGCAAAACGCAAAAUGCUUGGUAACAUUAAGUUCAUUGGAGAACUGGGAAAAUUGGAAAUCCUCGCAGAAAGUAUCUUGCAUCAGUGUAUUCAAUCCUUAUUACACGAAAAGAGUCGUGGUGGCUCAUCGAAAGACCUGGCGGAGGAUUUGGAAUGCCUCUGUCAGAUAAUGAAGACUUGCGGGCGCAUCUUGGACACUGAAAAGGCCCAGAUGCUGAUGAAUCAAUACUUUGAACGAAUGGCACUUCAUGCAGAUAACAAGGAUCUGCCAAUGAGAAUCCGCUUCAUGCUUCAAGAUGUGAUAGAACUCAGACAAAACAACUGGAUUCCUCGCAAGGCGGCGAGUGUUGAGGGCCCAAUGCCUAUACAUCAGAUAAGGGACGAUGAUAUCAGAGGUGGUCGCCCUGGAUAUGGUUCUCACAUUGGCGUACCAGGAAGCAGAAGCUCAAGUGAUAUGUUCUCACGCCCUGCAAUGUCUUCAUUUCCGUUAAGAGGUCCUCCUCCUCUUGGUGGUAUUGGGAUGUCACACGACAAGUUCCCGUACUCAUCAGGAAAUGGAUUUACCAGUGGUCUUGGUCGUCCGCAACGUCAGCAGCAGCAAAGUUUCUAUUCAGGUGGUGGGAAUAACAGACAGGAAUUUGGACAGAAUCAUGGGAAACAAAGCAGAAACAUGAACAAUUCUCAUCAGCAAAAUUUUAGUAAUGGGGUCAAGGAUGUACCACCAAGAUUCAAGCGACCUACAAUAAUUCCGCAGGGACCAGAGAAUUUGGAUGAUGUUUCUUUAAGGCCUCCCUCAAGUUCUAUUGUCUACAAGCAGGCAAUGGCAAAACCAGCCCUUGGGCUUAAUGCUGCACGCCAGACAAGUUUAAGGCCAGAUUCUUCUCCUGUAUUGAAAUCAACUCCUCCCUUACUGAAGGAAAAUAUCCUCAUCAAACCAUCUCCACAAGAAGGCAAAAAAAGCAAUAAAAAAGACAAGGGCCCAAACAAAGAAGAAGUUUUAAAGAAGGUUGAGUCAAUUAUGAAUGAUUACCAAUCUUCCACAAAAUUGGAAGAUGCCAUAAGUACAUAUAAGGAACAGAAAGUACCAGAACGUUUUUCACGAUAUGUCAUCCUCAAAAUUAUGACACACACUUUAGAUAAAAAUGAUUCAGAUAGGGAACUGGCAUCAAAUUUAAUUAUGGCCAUGAAGAAAGAGUCUCUCAUCACCUCAAAUAACUUUAUGGACGCAUUCCGUGAUCUGGUUGUAAUAAUGGCUGAAAAAGAGCAAGAGAUACCACGUAUAUAUUCAUAUGUGGCAGGAUUUGCUGCAAGUGCUGUGUCUGAAGGACUGCUGACAUUAGCAGAGAUUUCUGAAGUAACUGAAAAUGGUGCACAUUACCCUUUGUUCUUGCUUAUACUGCAACAACUUCUCAAGACUCAAGAUAAAUCAAAAUUAACUCAGCUAUUUAAUGAAAGCAAGGUGAAUCUCCUCAACAUGCUUCCCGAAGUGGAUCGCACAAAAGAACGCUUAGCAGAUAUUCUGGAAGGUCGUGGACUUAGUUUCUUAUUUCCCUUACUACGUAUUCAGUCUGAACUGUGGAAACAGCUUCAGACAGAUCCAAAUCCAGGACAGUUUUACAAGUGGAUCAAAGAAAAUCUUGAUCCUUCACACCACACAGAUCCUGGAUUUAUAAAUGCUCUCAUGACUGUUUUACUGAAAUAUAUCACACAGGAGUCAACACUCUCAGAAGGAUGUGAUCCCAACACCCCACCAGAUAAAACUCUAAUUGAGAAGGAGAAGACUUUGUUGGAGAAGUACAAAGCUGUAUUGCAAGCAUUCCUGCAUGAGCAUGUAGACCUUCAAGUAACAGCAGUUUACUCCUUACAAGUAUUCUGCUAUUCACAACAAUUUCCAAAAGGUAUGCUUCUGCGUUGGUUUGUGAAUCUGUACAAUCUGGAAGUGGUUGAGGAAGAAGCUUUCUUGAAAUGGAAAGAAGAUAUCACUGAUGCGUAUCCAGGGAAGGGUCAAGCUUUGUUCCAGGUAAAUACUUGGCUGAUGUGGCUUGCGGAAGCAGAGUCUGAAGAAGAAGAUGAGGGAGACAAUUGACAAUGGGUUGUAAAAAUUAUAGCUCCAGUAUUAGCCAAUUGAUGCAUGUAAAGUUCGUGAACUCAUCUGGCUGGGCUUAAAUGAAAGUAUUGUGUAACAGUUGCAAUAUGCUUGAUAAUCAGAUGCAUGCAUUUAAAUGAAAAGAAAGUUAGUAAAGAUUAAUAAAUAUUACAGUAAUUUGAAGUUGUAAUUUUUAUUCAGAUUGUUUAUUUGUGGCUCUUGACAAUGCAUAGGAUACUGUAAAAGGUUUGCAUGCAGAUGUAUAGGUGGAACGGUGUUUCAUCUGUCAUUGGAAGAAAAUGGUGAUGUUAAAUCACUGACAGAUUAGUAUAUACUGUGAGAGCUGAUUGUAAAAGUGGAUUUCAAUUUUAUACUAGUAUACUGUUUAAACACAAAUAACCUGUUAACUAAUUUUAAAUGCAUUUCUCUCAGGAUUUGUUAACAGGCAAACCAUAGUUAAUAUUGUAUUUAACAAUGUCACUCAGUUUUUGCUGUUUCCUCGUGAAUUGUUCUCAUUUUGUACGUUCCUUUUUAAACAUUUUUUAAUUUUUAGCAUCUAUUGUAAUCAUGUAUUUGUAACUUAGUGUGCCUUGAACAAUUGCCAAUUUAUUCAUGAAAGCUUACUAUACAUCCUUAUUAAAUGAGAUUGUGGACACAUCCACAGGCCCGUAGGUAUGCAUAUUUAUUAUAAUACAAAUUGUAGCUCCCAUGAUACUUGGUUGUAAUACUUGUGUGUGUCCAAUUAAUUUGCUUGAAUUUCAUAUUUAUUCUAAAUGAUCUGUUAUCAAUCGCAUGUGGGAUUAUGUAGUUGUUGCAUAUUAUGUUCUAGUAAGUCUUAGCCACACAGGAUCAGAUAAAUGGCACUGUUAAUUUUUAAAAAGAAAUCACCUUUAGCACAAUAGCAUGGUUGCAGUUUGACUGUGAUCAGUGUGUGGCUUUGUGACUUGGUGUAAACUGAAAUAAAUUCCUUAUUUGUAAUUUAUUGAUUUUUAAUAACAGGUUUUUCAUUCUGUGUGUUUUUAUGUCAGUUGUUUUUUACUGCGAGUGCAAAUUUUAUUCUAUCAUGCCCAGUUCCUACUCAGAAUCACAGCCAUAUGAAUUAAAAACAUUUAAUUUUAUGAAUUUGAAAUUUUAAUGCCAAUUGAUAAUUUUUGGCUGUCCACAAUAUGGAACAACAAUUGUGCACUGUAAAAUUGGUCAUACAAAUGUAUUUGUCACAUUUUUGUGCUCUCUGUACUGGUUGAAAAUGUCAUUUCCUCCAGUUUCAUUUAUUCUUUGAAAGACAUUCCUAGGCAAUCAAAACAAAAUUCAAAUUGCUAUGAAGAAUUAAAAUACCACAUUUCAUACUAA